Molecule: messenger RNA, 1243 nt
Organism: Schistosoma bovis
Lineage: Eukaryota; Metazoa; Platyhelminthes; Trematoda; Strigeidida; Schistosomatidae
Source: the annotation of a GenBank genome assembly
ACUUAACCACUGGUGUCAACUUAAGGCUAACUAGGAAGUGGUUGUUUUAGUUCACCUGCGAUCAGCUGAUGAUGGCAUCAUCCAUAAACAUCUUGAAAGCCGACUCUGUUCUUCGUCUCAGUACUUUUUUAAAACGUUGGAAACCGGCAUGGCUAGUUCUUUAUGGGAAUGGUGAGCUGCGGUACUUUGAAAGUAAGGAUGAUUAUGUAGCGAAAGCGACUAUUAAUGUUCCACGAAUAUGCAGAGAAAUUCUAUCUGGUCACCGAAAUAUCGAUCCACCUAAAGAUCGUUCUAGCGAGUGCAUUUUCGGCCUCAGGACAGAUGAAUCUAAUUGGUAUUUCUGCGCCCAGUCACCUGAUGACGCAGUAGUAUGGCGUCUUGCUUUAUCUGAAGUAAAAGGGAUGUCCAUCCCUCGCUAUCGAGUUCGUAUGCCACCUCCAGAAGCUCCACCACCAGGAUAUACAGAUGGCACAAACUACUAUCAAUACGCAUGUCCUGCUGAAACUACAGUUCCUUUAUACCAAGCUUCUGGAGGAAUGCGGGAAGUACCUAUUAUAUACCGUGGUUCAGAUGGUGAAUAUAUAAUGCCACGACAGAUUAUUGAACAUCCUGAUGGAUCGCGUACAAUUAUCCUUGGUGAUGGAAAUGAAAUUCCAUGUCAUUGUCGACAUGGUUAUUAUUGUGGAUGUGGUUAUGGUUUUGGUGAUGCAGCUUUAUUAGGUUUAGCAGCUGGUACACUUAUGUGGUCUCCAUUCUUAUGGUUCCCAUUUUUCUGGUGUUGAUAAAGUCGAUGAUAAGGAUGUGGUUGAUUUACACAAACACUGUCAGAAUUUUGUCACAAUACUCACAUUUGUAAUUCGCUUUUUAUCCAUUUUGUUGAGGUUGUUUUUUGUUGUUAUAAGGUGGUAGUUGACUAAUGAAUAUUUUUCAUUUCAUGCUAUCAUAGUAUCAUUUUUCAUCAUUUUUCUUGUGUUCUCUCUGUGUAUCUCUCUCUCAAGUGGAUAUUCAGGUGUGUUUUUUUUGUUAAAUAGUAAUUUCUACUUGUUUUGUUUUCUCAUUCACUGUGAUCAUAUUCACCUAUUUCUUUAUCUUAUUAACAUAAGAAUAUUUUUGGAAUACUUUGUUUUAUUCAUAUUGUGAAUUGUGCUUUUCUGAUAAAACAAUAAUAAUAAUAAUAUAUAUCAUAAGGGGUUUUGUGGAUAUUAUAGUCAUUUUAAUCGUUGAGAUCAUGAGUCCAUUGAAG